AUGGGAGCGCGGGGCUCCUCCAACCUGGACGACAUCCUGUCCGAGGACAUGCACCACUGGUACAAGAAGUUCAUGAAGGACUCCGCCUCGGGCCUGGUGACGCUGUUUGAGCUGAAGACCAUGCUGAGCCUCAAUGGCAUGACCGAGGAGGCCAACAGCUACGUGGACCAGGUCUUCUUCACCUUCGACAUGGACGGGGAUGGAUACAUAGACUUUGUGGAAUAUAUUGCAGCACUGAGCCUGAUGUUACGAGGGGAAAUCAACCAGAAACUGAAGUGGUAUUUCAAGCUCUUCGAUCAGGAUGGGAAUGGGAAGAUUGACAAAGAGGAAAUGGAAACUAUAUUUCAGGCGAUACAAGACAUCACCCGAAGCUAUGACGUUCCUCCACAGGAUAUCGUGUCUCUCAUUUAUGAAAAGAUUGAUAUCCACGGGGAAGGUGAGUUAACACUGGAGGAGUUCAUCUCUGGAGCAAAGGAGCAGCCAGAAAUCAUGGAAAUGCUGACGAAAAUGAUGGACCUGACUAACGUACUUGCGAUAAUCCUCGACGGCCGACGGAACGGCGAUUAAGACCUACACGGGAGUGAAGGUGCACAGGACAAGUUACAGAUGUGUCGAGAAAAAUC
This is a messenger RNA of Conger conger (European conger), 623 nucleotides long. Its product is annotated as guanylyl cyclase-activating protein 3-like. Bases 1 to 567 code for a protein of 188 amino acids. The transcript is spliced from 4 exons. The record is from RefSeq and is a predicted model, not a curated record. Gene Ontology annotation, molecular function: calcium sensitive guanylate cyclase activator activity; calcium ion binding. NCBI's taxonomy places the organism in Eukaryota, Metazoa, Chordata, Actinopteri, Anguilliformes, Congridae.